Porites evermanni is the source of this 798-nucleotide messenger RNA. Lineage: Eukaryota; Metazoa; Cnidaria; Anthozoa; Scleractinia; Poritidae. The record is from the annotation of a GenBank genome assembly.
AUGCGCCAAGUGCGGAGACGACUGUCAUUCCAUGGCACUUCACAAAAAGACAAACCUGCCACGGCAGGUACGAAACAUGGCAAGGAGCUAAAAACGGCCUGCAUUUCGGUUUCCCACAAGCCCCUCACCAGGGGAGUGUCUUGUAGCAAGAUUGUUCUUGUUGAUUUUCUCUCUGAGAAUGGUUCUUAAAAGCCCCAUCACACUUAUGCAAUCAUAGACGACCAGAGGAAUGCUUCCAUGAUAACUCCAAACCUAGCGAAUAGGUUGGCCCCAACCAGACCAAAUAUCAAGUACUUCCUGAUGACCUGCAGUGGUGGGAGAGAAGAAAAGUCUGGGAAACGAAUUUUUUGUGUUAUGCUAUGCUCCAUGACCGGCAUAAUGGCUAGGCUUCCUCAGCUUGUCGAGUGCACAAACAUCCCCGAGGACAAGCGUAAAAUCGCCAUGCCAAAGAUCGUCAGAUAGUGCUCUCACCUCAAGGAGAUUGCCCAUGAAAUCCCACCUUACGAUCCCAAGGCGAAUGUUGAGAUCCUUACCAGAAGAGAAGCACCAGAGUUGUUGAAGAUAACAGCUGGCAGAAAUGGACCUAAAGGAGCUUCAUGGGCCUAGAAACUAGACUUGGGCUAGACCAUCUCGAGCCAAAUGUGUUUAAAUUGAGUCGGUGGUCCAGUGCAAAUCUCAGCACACCACACAACAAUGGACCAUUUAGCCAAGUCUGUUACCAGUUAUCCCCGAAAUGACAAACGCUUCCUCCGAAUGAUGGAGAUGGGAACUCACAAGAAGCAACAGGGAAACAGGGAG